This is a messenger RNA of Amblyraja radiata (thorny skate), 7313 nucleotides long. RefSeq names its product protein unc-13 homolog A. Gene Ontology annotation, molecular function: syntaxin-1 binding; phospholipid binding; calcium ion binding. The record is from RefSeq and is a predicted model, not a curated record. Bases 175 to 5082 code for a protein of 1635 amino acids. The transcript has 43 exons. NCBI's taxonomy places the organism in Eukaryota, Metazoa, Chordata, Chondrichthyes, Rajiformes, Rajidae. Gene Ontology annotation, biological process: synaptic transmission, glutamatergic; presynaptic dense core vesicle exocytosis; dense core granule priming. Gene Ontology annotation, cellular component: terminal bouton; presynaptic active zone cytoplasmic component; presynaptic membrane.
GCUCCCGACAAAAUGGCGGCGCCGAGUAAUCGCUGAGCUGAGGAGUCGCGGUCCGCCCGUCAACCAGAGCACAACCAACGGCAGGAAGAAGCCUCUCGUCAAAGGGCUUGGAUCUGUAACUCGGGCGGGCCGGGGAUCCAGUGACUCGGCGGCGUGCAGCCCCAGAGAGGAGCAAUGUCUCUGCUUUGUGUCGGAGUUAAGAAAGCAAAGCUUGAUGGUCCACAAGAAAGAUAUAAUACCUAUGUGACUUUAAAAGUUCAAAAUGUCAAGAGUACGACCAUAGCAGUGCGGGGGAGCCUACCAUGCUGGGAGCAGGAUUUCAUGUUUGAAAUCAAUCGUUUAGACCUAGGCCUGACUGUUGAAGUGUGGAACAAAGGAUUGAUCUGGGACACAAUGGUUGGUACAGUGUGGAUUCCUUUAAGAAGUAUACGGCAAUCAAAUGAGGAGGGACCUGGUGAAUGGUUGACUCUUGAUUCAGAGGUCAUAAUGACAGACAAUGAAAUCUGUGGAACAAAAGACCCAACAUUUCACAGGAUUUUGUUGGAUACUCGAUUUGAAUUACCACUUGAUAUCCCAGAAGAAGAAGCACGAUACUGGGCUAAAAAAUUAGAACAGCUGAAUGCGAUGCGAGAUCACGAUGAUUAUGCAUUCCAAGAGGAGGGGGAAAGGCCUUUACCUAUUCCGGGCUCUCAAUGUUGCAACUGGAGCUAUUUCGGCUGGGCAGAAAAUCAAAACAAUGAAGAUCCUGACAGUGCAGUGGAUGACAGAGACAGCGACUAUCGAAGUGAAACUAGCAACAGCAUCCCACCUCCAUAUUUUACAACAUCUCAGCCUAAUGCAUCAGUCCAUCAGUAUUCCAUUUCUUCACGGCAUCAACAGAAUGGAUCGCGGGAUUCUUGCACUGAUUCUAUUCACAGUUAUGAGCUAGAUUAUUCAGAUCAUCAGAGGCCAAUAAGUCCGACAGGUAGCAGCAGAUAUGCCUCAUCUGCAGAACUGAGCCAGGGUAGCUCCCAGCUCAGUGAGGACUUUGACCAAGAUAACGAGAGUCUGCAAGCCUCGGAUUUAGAAGAUGAACGCGAUGGUGAUUCUUAUCACUCUUGCCACAGCUCAGUGAGCUGUCAGAAAGAACCUGUGGACUCGGAAAAAGAAGAUAAUGAGCCAUUGGAGGGUAAUAAUGAAACUGAAGAGCUUCAGAAGGAGGUAGAAAUAAUUGAGGAAAAACCAAAAGAGGAAGAAAUUGCUGUUCCAGAUGAAGCUCCACCUGAAGCAGAGAUUCCACCAGAGCAACCUGAAGUCAAACCAGUGGAAAUUUACAGAAAUGAAGCGGAAGGGCAUCCUAAUAUGUCCAGGGCCAAAGCCAAUUGGCUUAGAGCUUUUAACAAAGUUCGUAUGCAACUUCAAGAGGCACAACUUGGGGAAGGAGUUGGUGAUCUGCCAAAACCACUUUGGUUUAAAGGAGGGGGAGCAGCCGUUAAAUUUCUGCGUAGCAUUGACAGCAUGCCUGAUAUUAAGCCACGGCGUAAAUCCCUCCCACUGGUCAGCGACCUGGCUAUGUCUUUGGUGCAGUCAAGGAAAGCUGGUAUUACCUCUGCAUUGGCAACUCGUACUCUUAAUGAUGAAGAACUGAAAAACCAUGUUUACAAGAAGACCCUGCAAGCCUUAAUCUACCCAAUUUCUUGCACAACACCACACAAUUUUGAAGUGUGGACAGCAACCACUCCCACCUAUUGUUACGAAUGUGAAGGCUUGUUGUGGGGGAUUGCUCGCCAGGGAAUGCGUUGCACUGAAUGCGGGGUCAAAUGUCACGAAAAGUGCCAGGAUCUUCUCAAUGCAGAUUGUUUACAACGGGCUGCUGAAAAGAGUUCAAAACAUGGAGCGGAGGAUAGAACACAGAAUAUUAUUAUGGUUCUGAAAGAUCGAAUGAAAAUCAGAGAGAGAAAUAAGCCAGAAAUCUUUGAACUUAUCCAGGAGGUGUUUGCACUUGCAAAGUCAGGACACGUGCAACAGAUGAAGGCGGUUAAGCAAAGUGUCCUGGAUGGCACAUCAAAAUGGUCAGCAAAAAUCAACAUCACUGUGGUGUGUGCCCAAGGUUUGCAAGCCAAGGAUAAAACUGGUUCCAGUGAUCCUUACGUUACAGUUCAAGUUGGGAAGACUAAAAAACGUACUAAGACUAUCUAUGGGAACCUUAAUCCAAUCUGGGAGGAGAACUUUAACUUUGAAUGUCAUAAUUCAUCUGAUCGAAUAAAAGUACGAGUAUGGGAUGAAGAUGAUGAUAUCAAAUCACGGGUAAAACAAAGGUUUAAAAGAGAAUCUGAUGACUUUUUGGGUCAGACCAUUAUUGAAGUUCGAACACUAAGUGGUGAAAUGGAUGUCUGGUAUAACUUGGAUAAACGUACUGACAAAUCUGCAGUAUCUGGUGCCAUCCGAUUACAUAUCAGUGUGGAGAUAAAAGGAGAAGAGAAAGUAGCACCCUACCAUGUUCAGUAUACAUGUCUACAUGAGAAUUUAUUUCAUUUCUUGACGGAUAUACAAAACAACGGAGUUGUGAAAAUCGCAGAUGCAAAAGGAGAUGACGCUUGGAAAGUUUAUUUUGAUGAGACUGCACAAGAAAUUGUGGAUGAGUUUGCAAUGCGAUUUGGUGUAGAAUCCAUUUAUCAGGCUAUGACACAUUUUGCCUGCCUCUCUUCAAAGUAUAUGUGCCCUGGAGUACCUGCUGUAAUGAGCACUCUUUUGGCAAAUAUCAACGCUUACUAUGCGCAUACCACUGCCUCCACCAAUGUUUCCGCCUCUGAUCGCUUUUCAGCCUCCAAUUUUGGGAAAGAGAGGUUUGUAAAACUCUUGGACCAACUGCAUAAUUCCCUUCGUAUUGAUCUGUCAAUGUAUAGGAAUAACUUCCCAGCAAGCAGUCCUGAAAGAUUACAAGAUUUGAAGUCAACUGUUGAUCUUCUAACCAGCAUUACUUUCUUUAGGAUGAAGGUCCAGGAAUUGCAGAGCCCUCCAAGGGCCAGUCAGGUUGUGAAAGAUUGUGUGAAGGCUUGCUUGAAUUCAACUUAUGAAUACAUCUUCAACAACUGUCAUGAACUGUACAGCCGAGAAUACCAGACAGAUCCAAAUAAAAAGGCAGAGGUUCCCCCAGAAGAGCAAGGGCCUAGCACCAGAAAUUUGGACUUUUGGUCCAAACUUAUCACACUGAUUGUUUCAAUCAUAGAAGAGGACAAGAAUUCAUACACUCACUGCCUCAAUCAGUUUCCACAGGAAUUGAAUGUGGGAAAGAUAAGUGCAGAAGUAAUGUGGAACCUUUUUGCCCAGGACAUGAAAUAUGCAAUGGAAGAACAUGAGAAACAAAGAUUUUGCAAAAGUGCAGAUUAUAUGAAUUUACACUUCAAAGUCAAGUGGCUGUAUAAUGAAUAUGUAAAAGACCUCCCAGCUUUCAAGAAUUCUGUCCCAGAGUACCCAGCUUGGUUUGAACCAUUUGUUAUACAAUGGUUGGAUGAGAAUGAAGAGGUAUCUAGAGACUUCUUGCAUGGUGCACUAGAACGUGACAAGAAGGAUGGGUUCCAGCAAACAUCAGAACAUGCCCUCUUCUCCUGUUCUGUCGUGGAUGUGUUCUCGCAAUUGAACCAGAGUUUUGAAAUUAUUAAGAAGCUAGAAUGCCCUGAUCCUAAAAUAGUGGGACAUUACAUGAGAAGAUUUGCCAAGACAAUUAGCAAUGUGCUAUUGCAGUAUUCUGAGAUAAUAGCGAAGGAUUACGCAUCGUAUUGUUCAAAGGAGAAAGUGCCAUGUAUCCUGAUGAACAACAUUCAGCAGCUACGAGUGCAACUGGAGAAGAUGUUUGAAGCAAUGGGAGGAAAAGAUCUGAAUUCAGAAGCCAGUGACAUUUUAAAAGAGCUGCAAAUAAAACUCAACAAUGUGCUUGAUGAUCUCAGCAGAGUGUUUGCAUUAAGUUUUCAGCCUCAUGUUGAGGAAUGUGUAAAGCAGAUGGGAGAUAUUCUCAGCCAGGUGAAAGGAACUGGAAAUGUGCCUGCCAGUACUUGCAACAGUGUGGCCCAGGAUGCUGACAAUGUUCUCCAGCCACUCAUGGACUUACUAGAUAGCAAUUUGACCCUGUUCGCAAAGAUCUGCGAGAAAACAGUGUUGAAGCGCGUUCUGAAAGAAUUGUGGAAGAUUGUAAUGAACAUAAUGGAGAAAACUAUUGUCCUGCCACCUUUAACCGAUCAAACGAUGAUUGGAAGGGUGAAGCUUGUCUGUCACAGCGAUGGAACGCAACUUAUUUUCAACGCUGCAAAAGAACUCGGGCAACUUUCAAAACUAAAGGAUCAUAUGGUCAGAGAAGAAGCCAAAAGUCUUUCCCCCAAACAGUGUGCUGUAGUGGAGCUUGCACUUGAUACUAUUAAGCAAUAUUUCCAUGCUGGUGGAGUUGGCCUAAAAAAGACCUUUUUGGAAAAGAGCCUUGAUCUGCAAUCUCUACGGUAUGCUCUGUCGCUGUAUACACAGGCCACUGACACCCUCAUUAAAACAUUCAUCCAAUCUCAGUCAUCUCAGGGAUCUGGUGUGGAUGAUCCGGUGGGAGAAGUAUCUAUCCACGUUGAGCUUUUCACUCAUCCAGGAACUGGAGAGCACAAAAUCACAGUGAAAGUUGUGGCUGCCAAUGAUCUAAAGUGGCAAACAACUGGUAUCUUCCGUCCAUUUGUCGAAGUUAAUAUGAUUGGCCCUCACCUGAGUGACAAGAAGAGGAGGUUUGCCACUAAAUCCAAGAACAACAGCUGGGCUCCAAAGUUUAAUGAAACCUUUCAAUUCACUUUGAGUGCCGAGGAUGGUCCAGAAUGUUAUGAGAUCCAGAUUUGCGUGAAAGAUUACUGCUUUGCAAGAGAAGAUCGGAGUGUUGGUAUCGCCAUGAUGCAGCUGCGAGAUAUUAUCCAGAAGGGAAGUUGUGCCUGCUGGUUACCUCUGGGCCGCAGGAUUCACAUGGAUGAGACAGGAUUAACUGUCCUCAGGAUACUUUCACAAAGAAACAAUGAUGAGGUGGCAAAGGAAUUUGUAAAAUUGAAAUCUGACAUACGAUCUGCUGAAGAAGGCAGUUGAAAAAGGUGGCCAAAAAUCAGAAAGGUAGAUCAGAAUUAAAAACUUUAAUGUCUUAAGCUUUUGGAGCUUCAGUUCUCUCAUCUUAAUGAAGCCACAUGCCCCAAUUAAGUAAGCAAAAAAAUAACAAAUCAGGAGGCCCGAUUUAAGUUUUGGUCUGUGCAUGUCUCUGUGGUUAAUUUAUUUUUUCUUUGCCAGUGUGGACAAUUAAUUUUACUUUUUGUUCAUGAGAGGCAGCACCCAGCCCCGGAGAAGUCAGAGUAUUCUUAUGGAGUUACAACCGGAUUAACUUUAAUGGUUAAUGUCACUCGAGUAAAUAAAUCCCACAUGACUCUACUGAGCCUGUGUACAAUGAGCACUGUGAUCCUGUUCUUGUGGAGAGACCUACAGCUGAAAGAACUUGUAUACCUCUUGUGAAAAGCCUCAGUUAACCUUUCUCUUCAACACCAAACUGCCAAAGUGUCUUUAUAUUGACAGGUGUAACUAAUUUCUGACACAUUCCACAGUAUUUCCUGAAUAGAUUGUUAAUGUGAGCUGUAUUCACAAACAGGCUCAGUAUUUUACGUACCAUUUAAGAUUAGACACAAGUUUUGGGGUUUAAUUAACUGCUUUGCAAAAUGUCUGUAAAACAAUAACUCCGAUGUGACGAAUGUGAGCGAAGUUAAAUAUCCACAAGCUAAUCAACUCUUGAACCAGUAGCAGGGAAUAGUCAUCAUGACAAGCUGUUUCAUGCAAUCUGAAAAAUUACUGUAAUAAGCAUGACCAACUUAUUGUAAUAAUAUCCACAAAAGGUUUACAAAUGUAAGCCACCACGUAUCGUCUCUUACCAUUUGUUUCAACACAUCCAUUUCUUGUGCUGCCAGAGAUAAAUUGGUGGACAUUUAAUUAGUUAUAGAUUUAUUUGUUUUUUAUAUAGAAACCAAGGACUAAAGAGAGCUUUAGAUGCAAGGCUCAGAAGAUGAGUAGAUGCAUGAAGCAUUUGGAGUGUAUAUUAGUAAUAAAAGAUAGUGAUCCUAAUAUUCUAUUUACAUUUGAAACAAUUGCCCCUGCCACACAUACAAAACAAGAGAAGGAAAACCAACAUGUAUACAUAUUGGGAUUUGGAGUUACUAUAACCAAACGCUUUCCUGUAAACAAUUGGUGCUGAAAUGACUGACGGUUUGCUACACAGACUGUUAAGAUAACCUCAUAUUUAUACCCAAGUUAACUACAUCUUUAUGUACACACUCCUUGUAGCUCCCAAGUGUUUCCUUUUUGACUUCCAUUGGCCUGGACUUAGCCAACAUUUCUACAGACAAGUGUAGGAGACCUGGUGAACGCACAAGUCUUGAAUUUCCUUGACCAAGCUUUCACAGCACUCCUCAAUGGUGUGGCAGGAGCUUGCUGGAAUAGCACAGCACUUGAGCUGGGAUAUCAACUCUCAUUUGACCUGGCACAAGAUCUAUAAGCCUAUUCAUUUCUAUGCAGAAUUCAUACCUACAAGGAAACAUUCUAAUGACAAGUUAUUUGCUUGCAAUAAUAUUUAAAUAAUUAAAAGGGCUUUUAAAUGAAAACAUUUAAGUUUUGAAUGCAUCUGAAUAUCAGAAAUAUUCAGAAGCACUGAAAAAUGUUGAUAGCUUUGACAGAUGACAACGCUGGGUUUAUGGCUGUGGCAAGCAGUUUCCCUACCUGCAUUUCCCCAGGAGUGCUGUGAACAAGGUCAUGCAUGGGUCAUGCCAAACAUUGUCCUACCAUUGAUCAGCUUCAAGACAAGCUCCUUCCAACAAGAUUACUUUUCCUGAUGUGGAUCAGGUAGUUAUGGAAUGCAAAAAUAUCACAGCUCCACUCAAAUUCCAAGGCAUACAGUAAAACUAAUGCAGCAGCACCAGCAGUGCUAAUCUGCCAGAUGUUCCAGACCACUGGCCAAGAGUGAAUGCUACUACACUUAUAUACUGUACCCCAACAUGUUAUUUUUAAGAUAUUACAUAAUAUUAUAAUGCAUUUUUCCAGUGAACAUGGUGCACUUAAGGAGAACGUGGGAAUGAGGCCCCAAUGAGCAAGAUACUGAACCAUCAGGAUCUCCAAGCUGGGGGAUAGCAAAUUAUUGGAGAGUUUUACUGUAGUUGCUUUUGGUAGAAAUAUACAUGCAACAAAAGAUUACAAGAUUAUGGGGCGGCACAGUUGCGCAGCAGUAGAGUUGCUGCCUUACAAGCCUCAGAGACCCAGAUUCAAUCCCGAAUACGGGUGCUGUCUGU